Camellia sinensis is the source of this 2780-nucleotide messenger RNA. RefSeq names its product histone-lysine N-methyltransferase, H3 lysine-9 specific SUVH4-like protein (gene SUVH4). Lineage: Eukaryota; Viridiplantae; Streptophyta; Magnoliopsida; Ericales; Theaceae. Gene Ontology annotation, cellular component: nucleus. Gene Ontology annotation, molecular function: histone methyltransferase activity; protein binding; zinc ion binding. The record is from RefSeq and is a predicted model, not a curated record.
UAUUUAACAAGAGCGGGAACGACACAAGAAAGGCGGUAAUUCAUCUCUUCACUCCUCGAUAGUGAAACUCUACUCUACUAGACGCGCUCUCUCUCUUCACUUUAGCGCUCGUUCGCUGUCAUUUUCAGUUGCACACGGUCUCUAUAUAUGCCGAUUCUUAGAUCUGUUCAACAAUGGUAGUUCCGUCACUUCACCGUGCGAAUACAUGUGAGAAUGGCAUUACUACUACUAGUCCGAGCAUAAACAAUGGCGUUUCAGUUGCCUCUGCUUUGAUGGUGUCUGACGUUUCCAUGGCCGCCGAUACCCCAAUAACAACAAAAUGUGAAGAAACAGUCAUUAGCCCCCCAAACCCAAAGUUAGAGAGAAGAACCAGUGCUAGGAUUCAAAAGCUGAAGAGCGAAGAAGCUAUUCGCAUCACUAGUAGCAGAAGAAAAGACUCGUUAAAUCACACACAAGAGAAGCUCGAGAAGGUCGUUCAGAAGAAAACCAAAGUGUUCAAAAGAAGAAAGGUGUGCCCUCCAGAAGAUGUGGCUCCUCUGGUGGUCGAUGAUGAUACUAAAGUUUCCAAUUCCAUUCUGGGUUUUGAGGCAGAGGCAAAGGCAAAGGCAAAGGCAAAGGCAAAUGCAAAUGCAAAUGAGACCAAAGACAGUGCUGCCAAUAUCGAGGGGGUUCGGGGGGUUACUGCGGCUGGGAUUGGGGCUGAGAAAAGUGCAUCUGCCCUUGUUACAGAGACUUUGAGGGCAUUUAACAAGCAUUAUCUUCACUUUGUCCAGGAAGAGGAAAAGAGGUGUGGAAAAGCAGAAGCUGAUCGAAAAGCAGCCAAAGGUUCAAAUUCUAAGAAAGGGAAUGCACCUGAGGAUGAUACAAAGCGUGGUUCGAAACGGCCUGAUCUGAAGGCUAUAAGUAAGAUGAUGGAGACCAAUGCCAUAUUGUAUCCGAAUAAAAGAUUUGGCCCCAUUCCAGGUAUUGAUGUUGGGCAUCAGUUCUUUUCACGGGCUGAGAUGGUUGCUGUAGGUUUUCAUAGCCACUGGCUGAAUGGAAUUGAUUACAUUGGGCAAACUGCUAGCAAGGAUUUUAGUGGCUACACGUUACCACUCACGAUUGCCAUUGUUCUGUCUGGUCAGUACGAGGAUGAUCUGGACAAUUGUGAUGAUAUUGUGUACACUGGUCAAGGUGGGAAUAAUUUGCUUGGCAAUAAACGUCAAGUACAGGAUCAAGUAAUGUUACGUGGUAAUUUGGGAGUGAAGAAUUGUAUGGAGCAAAGUGUGCCUGUUAGAGUUGUUCGUGGCCAUCAAUCUGCGAAUAGUUAUGUUGGCAAGGUUUACACAUAUGAUGGCUUAUACAAGGUUAUUAAUUACUGGGCAGAGAAAGGCGUUUCGGGAUUUACUGUUUAUAAAUUUAGACUGAAGCGGCUUGAGGGGCAACCUUUAUUGACUACUAAUCAGGUACAAUUUACUCGAGGUCGUAUCCCUAACUCGAUUUCAGACAUACGCGGGUUGGUAUGUGAGGACAUCACAGGGGGCCAAGAGGAUAUUCCCAUCCCUGCUACCAAUAUGGUUGAUGACCCACCUGUUGCACCCACAGGUUUCACAUAUUGCAAAAGCAUUCAAGUAGCAAAAAGCGUAGAGCUACCCAGUAAUGCCACUGGAUGUGUUUGCAAAGGUACCUGUAUAGAUCCCAGGAUCUGUGCUUGUGCUAGACUUAAUGGCUCAGACUUUCCAUAUGUUCGUCGUGAUGGUGGCAGAUUAGUUGAGCCCCAAGCUGUUGUGUUCGAGUGUGGUCCAAGUUGUGGCUGUGGACCUGGAUGUGUUAACCGUACUUCACAGAGAGGGCUGAGAUAUCGACUUGAGGUUUUCCGCACUCCAAAGAAAGGUUGGGGUGUGAGAUCUUGGGAUUAUAUUCCUUCUGGGGCGCCAGUGUGUGAAUACGUAGGAAUUCUCAUGAAGACAGAUGAGAUAGACACCUCUUAUGAAAAUAAUUAUAUUUUUGACAUUGAUUGUUUACAAACAAUGGAGGGGCUUGAUGGAAGAGAGAGGCGAUUGCGAGAUGUAUCUAUACCCACAUACCUGGACAAAAGUGGUGAUCAUAAAUCUGCAACUGUGCCAGAGUUUUGCAUUGAUGCAGGUACCACAGGGAAUGUUGCCAGAUUCAUCAAUCACAGUUGCCAGCCUAAUCUUUUUGUACAAUGUGUUCUGAGUUCACAUCAUGACAUCAAGCAAGCAAGGGUAGUUCUGUUUGCAGCGGACAACAUACCUCCAUUGAAGGAGCUUACAUAUGAUUAUGGCUAUGCCGUUGAUAGUGUACUUGGUCUUGAUGGCAAGGUAAGGCAAAUGGCGUGUUAUUGUGGUGCACCAGAUUGCCGGAAGCGUCUGUUAUAGGCUGGUGGUGUCAGUUUCUUUUGUAUAAGUGGUAUUGCUGUCCUCCCUGCCAAAUGUAUGUUGGUCGGUAACUAUUUUGCAACAAAUUUUUAGGAGUGAAAAUAUAGCAAAUAACUGGUGGCUGUAUUUCCUUCCAACACAAGAACUCUAAAUGUAAGUUGUGUGGUCCUUUUGUAUUUUGGGUAAAGUUUUGAAAUUAGGCAUCACAAUGUUGUAUUACAUUUACUUGAGUCUUCGACUCAUGCAUAGGAUGAAGGGUGACAGUUUGUACUUCAGCAUAUCACCCUUUGUACUGAGUUGAUGGCCCUUUAUAUAUGAUGGCCUUUUAUAUGUUUGGACCAACGAUUGUUGUGUGAACAGAAAUGAAAUUACUUGUGCUUCUGAUAUGUUUGUGGAUAUACA